GGCAGAAAGCCUGCGACGGAAAACAAGCGAGGACAGGUCGAGUAGUACAUGCCCAGACCUUUUUUAAAAUAUAGAAAAACUGACAAUCCCAAGGAUAUGUGGAUGUGAACGUUAUUUUUGCCACUUUCACGCGGGCUCUGAUACUUAUUAUUUGGCACGCGGGCUCUCGUCUUGGCGUGUUGAACGUGUCGCUGUUUGCCCAUUCUCACUGGAGUGAACACUAAGGGGGACUCCAUGAAAGAUGACAGAGGAGGUGAUUGUUGUAGCCAAGUGGGACUACAUGGCCCAGCAGGAGCAGGAACUUGACAUCCGUAAAAAUGAGCGUCUCUUCCUCUUGGACGACUCGAAGACGUGGUGGCGUGUUCGCAACGCCGCCAACCAAACAGGGUACGUGCCAUCAAACUACGUUGAGCGCAAGAACAGUCUGAAGAAAGGCUCGCUGGUGAAGAACAUCAAAGACACACUCGGUUUGGGGAAAACAAAGAGAAAGACGAGUGCCCGUGAUGCAUCCCCAACACCAAGCUCAGACACUGAGUAUCCUUCAAACGGCAGCGGGGGAGGAGUUGUGGGAGGAGCCACAGAGAGGAUCUAUGACCUCAACAUCCCUGCUGUGGUUAAGUUUGCCUACACAGCCGAGAGGGAUGAUGAGUUGACCCUGGUCAAGGGCUCCAGAGUGAUCGUAAUGGAGAAGUGCAGUGACGGCUGGUGGCGGGGCAGCCAGGCUGGGCGCGUUGGUUGGUUUCCCUCAAAUUAUGUCCAGGAGGAGCUCGGCGGGGCUGAUGAGAGAGGGGAGGGGGAUUCCCCACGGAGCUAUGGGGUCUCUCAAGGGACUUUGUUGGCCAACGGGGGCACAGGUGGCCGCAACGAAGUUCUUCACUUGGUUCAAACACUCUACCCCUUCAGCUCCGUGACAGAGGAGGAGCUAAACUUUGAGAAGGGAGAGGUCAUGGAGGUGGUGGAGAAGCCGGAGAAUGACCCAGAGUGGUGGAGGUGUAAGAACUCGCGUGGCAUGGUGGGCCUGGUGCCUAAAAACUAUGUGAUGUUGCUGGAUGAGCGGCCCGGUCUGCUCUCCUCUACGUCGAGUUCUCCACAGAACCGCUCAGUGGCACCAGCACGCUCAGGGAGGUUUGCUGGGAGGGACUGGUACUACGGCAACAUCACCAGACACCAGGCGGAGUGUAUACUCAACGAGAGGGGGGAGGAGGGUGACUUCCUCAUACGAGACAGCGAGUCAUCGCCCAGUGAUUUCUCAGUAUCUCUGAAGGCGGUGGGUAAGAAUAAGCACUUUAAAGUGCAGCUGUCAGACGGAGUAUACUGUAUCGGCCAGCGCAGGUUUAACUCCAUGGAUGAACUAGUGGAACAUUACAAGAAGGCACCCAUCUUCACCAGCGAACAUGGAGAGAAGCUGUACCUGGUCAAAGCGCUGCUGUGAUUCACACUUCCUCACACCUACACUGGAUCUCCUAUACACACAAACACUCUUACACACAAUACCAAUGCCGCUCCCUGACUGUCUUAACUCAAGCCUUAGCUCUGGACCCUCUCGCUGUGGCGUCUCUACCACAUCCAGAUCUUUAGUCACAUCUCGGUUUUUUUCGGGCUCUCUCCUGUGGCGACCGACUGAAAACCAGGUGAAACUCUUAUCGAGUUUUUCAGUGGAGCAGUUCUAACCCUAAGACAGCCAGCAGUGUGCCAGCAAAUGCUCACAUACUCUGUGUACAACAGUGUGGGAUGAGCCUCUCUGUAAUGGAUGUGCUAACAUGCAGUGACCAUAUCUGCUGCUAACAGAAUGUCUGAGGCCUUGUUGGGGUUGAGCUCUCCCUCUGAUGUCAUACAUAAUGUCUAUUUACAAUCACGCACAUUGUAUGUUACACCAUUGCUCUUAAUCCAUGCAGGAGGACAGAUAUUAAACAGUUCAAAGAGGACUCAGAGCUCUGUGGGACCUAAAUCUGGUGUUUUCCUGUAUAAUUGCUGGCCAUUGUUUUGUUCAUUUAUUUUUUUUUUUAGUUUCUUGUUAGGCAAGUUAACGUUUUCUUUUUUUUAAAGCUAGGUUAAAUUCCUCCUCUCGGGAGGUUUGAUUUGUUGCUUUUUCACAAAGUGACCAGGAUCACUCUUUUGCCUUUUUCCUCCUAAUUUCCACCAUUCCUCUACAUGAUUUUUUUUCAAUUUUAUUUCUUUUUUCUUUUUCAGUUCUUCCUAUUUCUUAUUUCUGUCUCUACUGACCCAGUCAUUGUUAGUGAUACAACACUUACUCUAUUGGCAGUGAGGGUGGGUGAGGCAUUAAUGCAACAGUGGAGAGUUCUGCAGAGUUUGAAUGUUGAUCCAUGUAACCAAAUGUGCCACCCUAUACCCAUGACUACUGGCUCUGGGAUGGUACUGCACUCACUAUUCUUUGAUUCAUUCAUAGGUCUGUGCUUAUGCUUUAUAUUGUGUCACAAUGUUCAUGUUACUGCUCUGUUCUCUUGUGUCUGUAGCUACACGAGGAUACUGACUAAAGGAAAAAAACAAAACAUUUUUUGGUAACAAUUUUGAGUAACUACACUAAUCCUGCAGUAGGAUGCAGUUACUACAUCUUAUGAUGUAGUAUUUGUCAGUGUCUUUGAGAAUGAUUACAGAGAACUUUGCAGGAACUGUAAACAAAAAGCCAAACAGUUAUUGAUUGAAAGAGACCAUAUUCAAGACUAUAUAGCAAGUCGUGACCUGAAGCUCUAAGUCACAGAUCUCUUCAUAGGUUAACAUAUAUGUUACCAAUCUCAAGCCAUGUUUUUGUUAAUUCCUUUCCAAAUAGGAAGUGUGCAGCCACUUAGCAACUGUAACUAGGCAUGGCUGGUCUGUCAGACCCAGACAUUUAAAAUAAAAAAAGCAAUUUGAAGAAAAGGGCUUUUGAACUAAAGCCAACUGAAAAAAGUUAAAGUAGAUUUGUUAAUAAAAUUGCCAGCUAUUUCAACUAAUUAUACUUUGCAUAAGUGCUGGAGGAAGCCAACACUAACCCAACAUAGGGUCAGUAACUGAAUGGGUCGGGGCUUAGAAAACAUUCAGUGCAAAAACACCAAAUACACCUUCAUCUAGUUUCUGAGUCUAGGCCUACCAAACAUUUAUCUGUUUUUCAUUUAUGUGCAUUUGUUUACCAAUGUAAGUGUUGAUCAUGGGGUCCUCAGCUUUUAUGAUAUAUCUGAAUGUUACUGAGCAUUGUUAUUUAAUUCUUGUCUCCACUGUAUGUAUAUAUUCAAAAUAAGAGGUGCAUAUAUGAAUCAUUAAGAUCAACUAUGGUACUGUAUCACCGACAACGUGAUGAGAAUUAAAAUACUUUUGUUCAAUAAAAAUUUUUGAUGAACGCUUGUGACUGCUGAUUGUCCCAGGCAGAGUGUGGAAAGCGA
Molecule: messenger RNA, 3377 nt
Organism: Melanotaenia boesemani (Boeseman's rainbowfish)
Lineage: Eukaryota; Metazoa; Chordata; Actinopteri; Atheriniformes; Melanotaeniidae
Gene: nck2a
Product: NCK adaptor protein 2a
Exons: 4
Coding region: 242-1432 (396 amino acids)
Biological process (GO): negative regulation of PERK-mediated unfolded protein response; positive regulation of translation in response to endoplasmic reticulum stress; positive regulation of endoplasmic reticulum stress-induced intrinsic apoptotic signaling pathway
Molecular function (GO): protein binding
Source: RefSeq, a predicted model, not a curated record